AUGUUUUGCUGUUUUCAAUGGCCGAAAACGGCGGAGAUCAAUACUCAAAAUGACGAAAAACAACCAAUUUUAAGGAGUGGCACCGCCACUAUAAACUAUCAAACAAUAUUCAGAAUUCCCUAUGCUCAUGUGCUUCGGGAUGAUAAAAUUGCAAUUGAAUCGUCUAAUAUAGUCGAUGCAAAUACUAGUAAUACUUAUUGGCUUUUCAACGACGUGAUACCCGAUCCAGCAUAUGAAAAAGCAUGUUUCGCAUUCGACGAUGUUAAUGUUUCAACUCCUGUUGUUAUCGCAACAAAAACUACGAAUGGACAUUUUCUCUUUGAACGUCUAUUUCAAAUUAAUCAUGUCAACGCUGUUAAUCCUUCUGGUGCAAUUCGAAUGCGUCCAACUAAUCAUACAAAAGCAAUGCCAUCCAAUACUGUUUCUAUGGCUCGACCAUUUGAUGAAUUUCUUGUAGAUGCAUCAGAAUCAAAUUCUUCUCUUGAUGUAAAAAGUAAUGGUGCAAGAACAAAAUCGGACAAAGACUAA
Molecule: messenger RNA, 528 nt
Organism: Rotaria socialis
Lineage: Eukaryota; Metazoa; Rotifera; Eurotatoria; Philodinida; Philodinidae
Source: the annotation of a GenBank genome assembly